GCGCCAGCGCGUGCGCGUGCUCACUCCAAACCCAAACAAAGACGUAAAAGCGUUCUCAUAUUCUACUUCCGGUGGUUUUCGCCCCGCGCGGUUCCGCUUGUAAAGAUGCCGAAGUUUUAUUGUGAUUAUUGUGACACAUACCUGACACACGAUUCGCCAUCAGUCAGAAAGACACACUGCAGCGGACGAAAACAUAAAGAAAAUGUGAAAGAUUAUUAUCAGAAAUGGAUGGAGGAGCAGGCUCAGAAUCUCAUCGACAAAACAACGGCCGCUUUCCAGCAGGGUAAAAUUCCACCCACCCCAUUCCCAGGAGCCCCUCCACCUGGCGGAUCUCUGCUACCGCAUCCAAAUAUUAGUGGACCUCCGAGACCGGGCAUGUUACCAGCUCCACCCAUGGGUGGUCCUCCUAUGAUCCCAAUGAUGGGUCCCCCUCCUCAUGGUAUGAUGCCUGGAGGUCCAGGUCCAGGUAUGCGACCACCAAUGGGUGGACCUAUGCAAAUGAUGCCCGGGCCACACAUGAUGCGACCUCCCACUCGGCCAAUGAUGCCAGCCAUUAGACCCGGUAUGGUCCGACCUGAUCGAUAAAGCUACGGUGCCACGUUUAUUAUCCCGAUAUCCACAGAAGACUCGGCCAACUAUCUAAACUGGUUUUACAGUCGAUCUAAGAGUUUUAUUGCCCAUUUGCGUUUUAUGAUGACUAAUUUCUGCAGUUCAGAAAACAUUGGUUUCGCUCGAGUGACUCGGUUUACCACAAAUUCCUGUAAAAUCUGAUGAACCUUCCAUUGGCUUUCAUUUCAUAUAUAUGACAGACCAGAGGGUGUUGUGUAAUGGGUUUGUGUAUGAUGUGCAGUUAUUACGUUGAUGGAUGUUUUGAUUAUUUACUGUUAGGAUGAUUUUCAGCUUUUUGUUUUUUUAUCUAUUUUGAGAAAAUAAAAUUAAAAACUUUA
Molecule: messenger RNA, 947 nt
Organism: Cyprinus carpio (common carp)
Lineage: Eukaryota; Metazoa; Chordata; Actinopteri; Cypriniformes; Cyprinidae
Product: U1 small nuclear ribonucleoprotein C
Biological process (GO): spliceosomal snRNP assembly; mRNA splicing, via spliceosome; mRNA 5'-splice site recognition
Cellular component (GO): U1 snRNP; nucleus
Molecular function (GO): pre-mRNA 5'-splice site binding; zinc ion binding
Source: RefSeq, a predicted model, not a curated record